Molecule: messenger RNA, 1311 nt
Organism: Amphimedon queenslandica
Lineage: Eukaryota; Metazoa; Porifera; Demospongiae; Haplosclerida; Niphatidae
Product: actin-85C-like
Exons: 3
Coding region: 125-1222 (365 amino acids)
Source: RefSeq, a predicted model, not a curated record
AGACUGGUCAGUUGAACUGGACUUUCACUUGGGAGUUUUUGGAUUAUCCUCUCGACGCUCUUCACUUAUUUCAACCUCUUCUCUCUCUUUCUCUUGCUUUUCACCAAGCUAGACACUAAUAGCAAUGGAUGACGAAGUUGCAGCUUUGGUUGUUGAUAACGGAUCCGGUAUGUGCAAAGCCGGUUUCGCUGGAGACGAUGCUCCCCGAGCUGUCUUCCCCUCUAUCGUCGGACGCCCUCGUCACCAAGGCGUCAUGGUCGGUAUGGGACAGAAGGACUCUUAUGUAGGAGACGAGGCCCAGAGCAAGAGAGGUAUCCUUACUCUCAAGUAUCCCAUCGAGCACGGUAUUGUCACUAACUGGGAUGAUAUGGAAAAGAUAUGGGAGCAUGUUUUUUGCAACGAGCUACGUGUAUCGCCAGAUGAACAUCCUGUUCUCUUAACUGAGGCAUCACUCAAUCCUAAGGCUGACCGUGAGAAGAUGACCCAGAUCAUGUUUGAGUCAUUUCAAGUCCCAGCUUUAAGCAUAGCAAACCAGUGCAUACUCUCUAUGUAUGCCAGUAGUCUUGAUAGCAAAGGCAUCAUUUUGGAGUCUGGAGAUGGCUUGACUCAAGUCUUACCUUUUUAUGACCAGAAGGCAUGUCUUGAGGGCAUUGGACAUAUCAAUCUAGGAGGAUACGAUGUAACUCAGUCCCUUGCUAAAGGUCUUGAAAAGAAAGGACACUCAAUUGCUGUAGAAAGAGUUCGUAGUAUUAAAGAGACAUUAAGCUAUGUCUCUCUUGAUUGUGACAAUGAGACUUUGGCACCUAGAAAUUAUGAGUUACCUGAUGGACAAGUUAUAUGUUUGGAUAAGGAAAGGUUUCUUUGUUCUGAAGGUCUUUUUAAGCCGUAUUUACAUGGCAAAGAUUAUCCUGGUGUUCAUGACCUACUUUAUGAUUCUGUCAAGAAGUGUGAUGAAUCUAUUUGCAGGAGUCUCUUGGAAAAUGUAGUUGUCUGUGGAGGUAAUACGAUGUUGCCUGGCUUUGUUGAUAGAUUGAGGAAAGAGGUGUCUGCUCUAGCUCCACAAGAUACAAAGAUCAAGUUGCAUGCCACACCUGCACGCAACUUUAGUGUGUGGGCAGGAGGGUGCAUAUUAACCUCACAUUCAACUUUUAAAGCAAUGCUGAUAUCUAAGCAAGACUACGAUGAGUCUGGACCUUCCAUUGCUCAUCGAAAAUGUUUAUGAACAAAAAUACAAAAUCCCCCUUAGCAAAAUUAUAAUUAAAAAUAGAAACUAAUUUAGUGCAUUUUUGUUAAUGGGUGGAGACUUCUAAA